AUGGUUGCUAACGAACACUUCUUAUUGCAAUACAACGAUUCUAUCGUCGAACAAGACCCACCUACCCCAGGCCGAUCUGAUGUCGAAAGAGAUACACCAACCCUAGGCCGUUCAUAUGUCGAAAGAGAUACACCAACCCCAAGCACAUCUGAUGUCGAAAGAGAUACACCAACCCCAGGCCGAUCUGAUGUCGAAAGAGAUACACCAACACCAGGCCGAUCUGAUUCUGAAAGAGGCACGCUACGACCAAAUCGUUCAAAAUCCACGAAGAAUGCGUAUGAAGAGGCACUUUAA
Molecule: messenger RNA, 294 nt
Organism: Parnassius apollo (apollo)
Lineage: Eukaryota; Metazoa; Arthropoda; Insecta; Lepidoptera; Papilionidae
Source: the annotation of a GenBank genome assembly